Molecule: messenger RNA, 1934 nt
Organism: Ceratitis capitata (Mediterranean fruit fly)
Lineage: Eukaryota; Metazoa; Arthropoda; Insecta; Diptera; Tephritidae
Product: proton-coupled folate transporter
Exons: 10
Coding region: 106-1581 (491 amino acids)
Biological process (GO): transmembrane transport
Cellular component (GO): membrane
Molecular function (GO): transmembrane transporter activity
Source: RefSeq, a predicted model, not a curated record
GAAUCUCUGCGGUGUACGGUGUGCGAACGAUUUUAUUUAAAUAAAAAAAUAUAUAUAUAUAAUAUAUUAAAUAUAAAAGUAUAUAAGAGUGUUUUGUAGUGCAAAAUGUCGUUGAAAAAUUUAAAUCCUACAACUGCUGAGAAAUCGCAGGAUAUGACGGACAAUUCGAGUGACUCAACUGGUUCCUCAAAUUCGGAAGUUAAGAAAAGAUUUACAGUUAUAGAACCGGCAGUGUUUCUAAUUUAUAUAUCCACAACAAUGGCUAGUGCUGUGCUGCAAAAUCAACAACUUUAUCUGACAUGCACCGUUGUUUACGAUUACAGUGAUGAACUUUGCGAGCCGAUGCUGGGAAUUAAGGCUAAAAAUGAAGCAUCACAAGAUAUUGAAACCAAAAUACAACCCUACGUGGCCAAUAUUAUUAUGGCCGGCUCGUUAAUUACCAGCAUCUUGCCCGCAAUUCUCAGCUUGCUUCUAGGACCUUGGUCUGAUAAGUUUGGACGUCGCCCGGUGCUCAUAGCAACCUUUGCUGCCGCCUUUAUUGGACACGCUACCUCAACAAUUCUAACUGGUAUAUCAAUGGCGACGCCAUUAAAUCCGUGGGUUUAUGUACUAUCGAAUAUUCCCUUGACUGUGACUGGCGGCACCUGCGCCCUGAUAACGAUGGUUUUCUGCCUGGUGUCUGAUGUGUCGGAUGAGGAUGGUAAAGUGAGACGUAUGUUCUUCAUUGAAGGCGCUGUGGGUAUUGGCUCGCUUGGGGGAAAUUUAAUCAGCAGUUAUAUAUUGUCUGCGAUUGGUGUUAACGGUGUUUUCUUGGUUUCAUCUGGCAUGGAUUUGGCUGCUUUCUUGUUUGUGUACUUCUUUAUAACCGAAAGUCUAAAUGUGAAACACGAGCGGCAAGAGUCAAGAUUGCGUGAGUUCUUCAAAUUUGGCUUAAUUAAGGACCUCGUGAGAAGUUGCUUAAAGCGCAGACCGCACUUUGAUCGGGCCGUUAUCUGGUGCAUUAUAUUCACAAUGAUCACGACGACUUUCGUGCAACAGGGUGAAGGCGGUGUUUCGUAUCUGUUUCUGCGCAACAAAUUUAAUGUCACUCUGCAGGAUUUCACCACUUUAAUGGCCGCUGGAAUUGUCAUUAAAAUGAUUGGCUGUGGUUUAGUUCUGGUUUUACUGCGCGUGCUUUUCAAAGCACCUUUACUCGUGGUCUCUGCUUUGGGUAUACUCGGCUGCUUCACUGAAGAUCUGAUGCGCACCUUGGCUCAACAGUUUUGGCAAAUGUAUCUAGCAACUGCGUGUGGCUUCAUGGCUGGCAUCAACAAUCCCAUGUUGCAAGCUGUGCUAGCGAGUUUGGUGGAAGCAACGGAAAUCGGUAAAGUAUAUGCUGUGAUUUCGGCACUACAAACGCUAGCUCCCCUGGCAGCUUCUCCCAUCUACACUAGUAUUUAUAAAAUGACUUUAGUAUCAAAUCCGGCCGCCUUCUACUAUCUGAGCUGUGCCAUUUAUUUGAUCGGCUUUUUGCUUAUUGGAACCAUCUACAUUUUCCAACGAAUGAGCAUUAACGCUAGCAGGUCUCCCAUAGCGGCUUAGUGCAAAUGCGAAUGGAUUUAAAAUUUGAGCUCUUCAAUUCUGAACGGAUCUUGCUUCGAUCGUAAAUAGAAUUCGGUUUAUUUCUACUACUUCUAUGUAUUAUUUAAGAUAACGCCGAAGUUCAAAAGUAAAAAUAAACAUCUACUUGUAUACGAGUAAAAUUAUUAACUAAUUAUCGAUUAGUUAAUUGCAUUCAUUAAACUUUCAUUAAAAACGUUAAAACAUAACUUUUAUUUAAUAUAAAUAUUAGGAACACAAUACUACUACAUACACAAAACUACUUAAAUAUUAUGACAAAAAUUUAUUUUUAAUUUUUUAAGCAAAAAUAUAAACGAAAUUCGCAUAUACAUAUA